This is a messenger RNA of Fulvia fulva, 2967 nucleotides long. RefSeq names its product putative endo-1,3(4)-beta-glucanase. NCBI's taxonomy places the organism in Eukaryota, Fungi, Ascomycota, Dothideomycetes, Mycosphaerellales, Mycosphaerellaceae. The record is from RefSeq and is a predicted model, not a curated record. The transcript has 2 exons. The coding region runs from base 1 to 2967 and encodes 988 amino acids. Gene Ontology annotation, cellular component: cell surface. Gene Ontology annotation, molecular function: glucan endo-1,3-beta-D-glucosidase activity; endo-1,3(4)-beta-glucanase activity.
AUGACAGAUAUGCCUUUCGUUAUAGGCAACACCCGCUCUGGCCUUCAGGCACCGUACGCUCUUUUACUGAUCACGCUUCUGCAGGUCGCACCAUCCUUUGGACACCCGCUCGUUGGUGACCCGCCACGGCAUGCGCAGACCCUAGACGACGUUCAGUACCUGGCCACACCGACAGUAACUAUUCCAUGCAGCACGGACCAAUCAUCCAACAUAGUUGCGCCAGUCACGAACCCCGUGCAGCAGAUCUCUGAUGGACAGGUCCAGGUGCAUAUCCCAACUUCGAUUGUACCAACCUCGUCACUGGUCGUUGUGCUGCAAGCCCCAGAUGGACAACUGCAACAACCCAUUCCAUCAUCGUAUGGCUUCACAAGUCCUACGACCUCCAGCACAAGCUCCACUCUUCUACAACGAGAUCUGUCGACGAAUAUGCUGGCCCAGUCGAUCACUACAACCAUCCCCGAUGGAUCGUUGACUUCGCUCUCGAGCUCUGCAGUACAGACGGUGUUUGAAGAGGGCCCAAGCAGCAGUGUUGGCAGCACUGAAGCCCCGUCCGAGACCGCGUCCGAGGCCUCGGGUAACCCGACCUCGCAGCCUUUUCCAACGUCCGUCCCUACUGCGACUAGCAGUUUGGCCCUCGUCGACACCGGCACACUGACCGACGUGAAGCCAACUGCCACGUCCGCUAUCACUGAAUUGUCGGCCAGCAACAUCUUCCAGGCCAUCGCUACAGAUGCGCCGCCUGAGCAGCUAAGGGUUGGUCAGACUCUGGAUCACCCGGUACCCAGGACCGGCAUACAACCCCAAGAUCACAAAUUACAGACGAACAAAUUCUACUCUGCUCUGUUCCUGGCAGAUCAGAGCUCUUCUGUCUUUCUGUUCCCAUACAGCGUUACGUGGGUCAGAGGAGGAGGCAACAUUGGCAGCUGGGGCCUCGCCAUCUCUCAUACGGACGCAAGCGAUCUCAAGUUCGCAACCCCAAAAUAUGACGACAAUUCUGGAUUCCGCCUUGACGCGGGAGAGUCGGCAUACUUCUACAGCGAACUUGGUCACCAUUCGAUCAUCCUUUCCGCCUCAGAGCUUACAAACACGAGCACUGAGAGGCCAGGUCUGACUACAGAAGCGCUAGAAUGGGGAUCGGUCACUGCAAAUUUGUUCCCAAUCGGCUGGCAAACACCUGUCAUCAAGUUCCCUUUGGUUCAAGGCUUAUCUUUCAUUACUGGAAAUUACAGCUGGGGUACGCCUCUCAUUCAGACUGGUAUCGGGUUCCAAGAGAUUACCUACAUUGGCGCUGUGGUAGACAACACGACCUUCAAGUACUCGUUGUUACUCAAGGACAAUACCACAUGGGUGAUGUACGUGACUCCUGAUCAAACCUUGUGCCCAGAUUAUGCUGUCAAUUCUUUCACGGCGGUCAAUGGUUCGAAUGCUUCCAGCUUGCAAGGCUACUCCGGCUUUAGCGGCCAGAUACAAAUGGCUAAGCUGCCUGCGAAUUCUGGUGGAUCUUACUCCAACACAGAGUCCUUGUACGACGAUGCAGCUGGCGCGUACGCUACCACUGUCAACAUCACGGGAACUGUGGAGGAUACGACUGGCUCAUACUCUCUGUCCUGGACCAAGGCCGGUAAUCAGGAUCGGACGCUGCUGAUGUUUGCUUUACCGCAUCAUGUGGCAUCAUUGGGCUAUGAUACGCAAGCUGGCAUAACCACGUUGCAACUGCAGACCACUACCAAAGGCAUGACCACUGCUAUUAAAGGCGAUCGUUGGACACUGCAGGAGACAAACCUUCCAAUCAGUAUGGGCUUCGCUCCUUGGACACCUACAGCAGGCAACAUCAAAGCUGUAUCGUCCUCCGCCCGCGAAGCUAUCUACAGCGCCGGGCUUGCCGAGCUAUCCCAGGUCCCAGGUGUGCGUGUCCAAGCAGACGUAGGCAGCUUCUACUACGAUGGAAAGGCGCUCGCCAAGUGGGCAGCCAUGGUUUAUACCCAGUACGAGAUCGUGGGAAACAAGACAUUGGCGUACAGUGGUCUGCGGGACCUGAAGGAUGCUUUCAAUCAGCACGUCAACGGUACACAAUCAUUCUCACUCAUCUACGAAAGCGCGUGGGGCGGCGCCGUCAGCGAAGCUUCCUACAUCUUGCAAGAUAGCGGCGUCGACUUCGGAAACACCUACUACAACGACCACCACUUCCACUUUGGCUACUUCGUCUAUACCGCCGCCGUAAUAGGCUAUCUCGAACCCGAGUGGCUCAACGACACCAACAAUGUCGCAUGGGUCAACACCCUAGUCCGCGACUACGCCAACGCCAUCGUGGACGACCCCUACUUCCCGUUCUCCCGCGCCUUCGACUGGUAUCAUGGCCACUCCUGGGCCACAGGUCUCUUCGACAUGGCCGACGGCAAAAAUCAAGAAUCCUCCAGCGAAGACUGCAUGGCCAGCUACGCCCUCAAAAUGUGGGGACAGGUCGUCGGCGACAAGAAUAUGAUGGCUCGAGGAAACCUCAUGCUCUCGAUCCAGGCUCGAAGUAUGCAGUCGUACUACCUCUACGAAAGCACCAACACAAUCCAACCUUCCCGCUUCAUCGGCAACAAGGUCGCUGGAAUUCUAUUCGAAAACAAGAUCGACCAUACUACAUUUUUCGGCGCGAAGCCAGAGUACAUACAGGGAAUUCACAUGAUACCUGUCAUGCCGUUCAGCUCCUUCGUCAGGACUCCGGCACUGGUGCAACAAGAAUGGAGUGCCUACUUCUCGAACAGGACAGACGGCACGAAUCAAUAUAUUGACACGAUCCAGGAUGGAUGGAAGGGCAUCCUGAUGGCGAAUUAUGGAAUUGUUGACCCGACGAGUUGUUACAACUUCUUUAGCGAUUCGACUUUUCAGGCGCAGUAUCUGGAUGGAGGGGCUUCGAGGACGUGGUAUUUGGCGUGGUGUGCUGGGUUGAGUGCUGGGCAGAAUGGGGCUGAGGAGUGA